AUGAAUGAAGACAUGCAGGACACUAAAGGGGAACUGGAUGCAAUCUCACGCACUCCGCAUCUACCGCCAUUUCUGAGUGAGAAACCGACAUUGUGGUUCACAAUAGCAGAAGCAAUAUUUUCUCGAUGCCGCAUCAUCAAUGACCUGGCUAAAUAUGAAUUUGUAAUAUCUCACCUAGAUUGCAAAUAUUUACUCCAGAUAGAGGACGUUAUAAACUCUCCGCCUGCAGAGAAUAAAUACAUAAAACUAAAGGAGGAAUUAAUCAAAAGGCUAUCAAUUUCCGAACGGCAAAGGAUAAGACAAUUACUUUUGCAAGAAGAACUUGGUGAUCGAAGUCCUUCUCAGUUCCUACGUCACCUUCGUUCAUUGGUCGGAACAACUACAGUCGACAAUUCACUCCUACGAGAAAUCUGGAUUCAACGACUACCGGUCCAGUCUCAACAAAUAUUGCAAACCCAGAUCAAUGGAGACCUAGAAGAACUUGCAUCGCUCGCCGACAAAAUAUGUGAGAUUGCACAACCGCAGUAG
Ctenocephalides felis (cat flea) is the source of this 528-nucleotide messenger RNA. RefSeq lists its product as uncharacterized. The transcript has a single exon. Bases 1 to 528 code for a protein of 175 amino acids. The record is from RefSeq and is a predicted model, not a curated record. Lineage: Eukaryota; Metazoa; Arthropoda; Insecta; Siphonaptera; Pulicidae.